Messenger RNA from Zingiber officinale, 4603 nucleotides. RefSeq names its product sister chromatid cohesion 1 protein 4-like. Gene Ontology annotation, cellular component: cohesin complex; synaptonemal complex. The record is from RefSeq and is a predicted model, not a curated record. The transcript is spliced from 14 exons. Gene Ontology annotation, biological process: replication-born double-strand break repair via sister chromatid exchange; mitotic sister chromatid cohesion; synaptonemal complex assembly. NCBI's taxonomy places the organism in Eukaryota, Viridiplantae, Streptophyta, Magnoliopsida, Zingiberales, Zingiberaceae. The coding region runs from base 484 to 4344 and encodes 1286 amino acids. Gene Ontology annotation, molecular function: chromatin binding; protein binding.
GACUCGGGCUACGAGCUUGCAAAGCUUUCCCCCGUGUGUUUUUGAGAAGGGCAGCGGACGACGGCACUGCGAAUUCGAAGCCCCCCCUUCCCCUCUGUUCCUCUCGAUAAUUGUUCGGUUUCGACUCUCCCUGGUGCUUGCGGGUCGCUCUUCCAAUCUCCUGCCCGGGUCAGUGUCUCAAACUUUCGGAGGCUUCAACUGGAUCGGGAUCAGGGCCGUGGAGUUCGGAAUCCGAGUUAUGCAGGUUGUACAGAUUGCGGGAAGGGAGCUGGGAGUUCUGGUAAUCGAGUGAGGAUUAGUGAACUGCGCGGUGCUUUGGCGAGCUCAAGCUUGAAAGUCGGGAUCUUGGGGGUUGUUUAAGUGACGAAUUUGCUGGUUAGGGUUUGGGGAGUAUUUCUCAAUUCGACCGGUGGUCGGGAGGAAGGCAUCCCAUUGCGUUUCAUGGCACAGUAGAAGCUUGUUGGCAGCUGAGGAAGAGUGAAAAUGUUCUAUUCUCAGUUUAUCUUGGCCAAGAAGGGCCCUCUUGGUACUAUAUGGAUUGCUGCUCAUUUGGAGCGCAAGCUGAGGAAGAAUCAGGUUGCAGAUACUGAUAUUGGCGACUCCGUAGAUUCCAUUCUCUCCCCCGAAGUUCCAAUUGCACUUCGCCUAUCAAGCCAUCUCCUUCUAGGUGUUGUGAGAAUAUAUUCUCGGAAGGUGAACUAUCUAUUCCAUGAUUGUAGCGAGGCUUUGCUCAAGGUAAAACAGGCAUUCAGAUCAACUGCAGUCGAUCUUCCUCCGGAAGAAUCUAUUGCACCUUAUCAUUCCAUUACUUUGCCAGAGACUUUUCAUCUGGAUGAUUUUGAACUACCAGAUACUGCUAUUCAUGGUGAUUUUGUUGAUCACCAUGUCAGUGCAAAAGAAUACAUCACACUUCAAGAUACUAUGGAUGGCACAGGAUAUUCCAUGUUACGAUUUGGAUUGGAUGAAACAUUUGGUGAUGGAACUGCUUCCCAGAUUGGUUUAGAGCUUGAGGAGGACUUGUUCUUGGUGGAGGAUAAUGACCCAUCUUCUCAGCAUGAUGCAAGUACUCUGGUGUCUGAUGAGUGUGCUGUGCAUCAUGAUGAAUCUCUAUUUUCUUUUCCUCUAACUCCAAUGGAUAUUGACGAUGAUGACAAAAGUGGGAUAGUCAAAGAUAGAGAUGUAGAUCCGAAGGAUCUUUCUCAAGUUUCUAAUCCUCAGAGUAUGAUUUAUAUGAAGGAGUACAACAUUCAGACUCCUGAUCUCAAUGAAAUCUUUUCUCCUGGUGAUCCUAUUGAAGAUGCUUCAAGAGAACCUAAUCAAACAUUCAUUUCAUCAAGUGCUAAUGGUGUUUCAUCAACAGAUGCUGAUUUUACUCAUGCUGCUCCCACUGAUGGUUUAAGGGAAGACAUAUUUUCAGGCAACAUAUACGAAGUUCCCGCUACAAGUUUCCAUCCAGACCCUUCGCAUUCAAGCUGUACAGAGGUUAGGCCUGAUUGUUCAUUACAGGCUGGCCAUCCAAAAUUAGUGAAUUAUGAGAUGCAUGGUGCAAAUAUGGUCCUUGAUUCAGGAAAUAUAGUGCAAGCUCCUCCUUUUUCUUUUUCAGAACCUUCCAAUCAUAGGGAACAGGUAGUUUCAACUAAUGAAACUCAAAUGGUAUGUGAACAGAAGAGUGUGAGUGGUUUUCAGGAUGGAUGCACUUGUGGUCAAAAGAAACUUGCUACAGUUGAUGAACAAAUGGAAAACCAUAUGGAGCCAAUACAUUAUGAAGCAGCUCAAGUUGAAGGUUUGAAGUCCUGCAAUGCUUCACAUGAGACAAUUCCUUCCACAUCUCCUCUUAACAGAUCACAAAUUGAUACUGAAAUAUUUGUGACUCCCAAAACAUCUGAUGAAAAUUCACAUGGAUCUGAUUUGGCUUGUGCUAAAAAUAGCAAUUUGUGUGCAGCUGAAGUUCAGCCAUCAGGUUGUUUGAGUGCAGAACAUGUAGAAGUGAGUCCAAGCCCCAAUGUAGAUUCAUCUGCAUUCGGUUCAGAUAUGCAUUUGUUAUGCUCUACUUCACAGAUCAAUGAAGCAAAUGCAGUCUCUCAACGAGAUGAAACUUUAACACAAAAUGCUUCUGGAGUUUCAGUUGAAGAGCCUGAUAUUCCUUCAAACUUGCUGAAGGAAGAGAAUAGGCUGCAUAAAAAUGACUCUUCCUUUGAGCUGCAUGGAAAUGAUUCUCACUUACCUAAUUCUGCCAAUGCUGAAUUAGAGUUACAUCAGAACCCACAUGACCUAUUGACAGAAUAUGCCAUGGAUGAUCACAGAAAUGAGUUAUUGACUGAUCCAUGCCAGAAAGACACAGAAAAGAAUCAGAUGAAUUGCUCUGCAAGCUCUGAGUUCCCUGAACCUGAAAAAAUGCUCUUAGCACCGACUGUGGAUGGUGAUCCAACAAAUGAAUUAAGUCAGGUAACUGAAGAAAAGGGGGUGAUAGAGUCUGAUGGUAGUGUUAAUAGGAUCACCAGUCUCUCUGGGAAAAAGCGUCGAAUAAUGGAAACCACAUCAGCUUGGCAAAUUGACAGCGCCGGCAUAGUGUCUGGCAGAUCACAAUCUAGAAAAAACAUUGAAUAUAUACCAGAUGACGAUGAUUUGCUAGCUUCUAUAUUAGUUGGUAAAAGGACUCCACUUAUGAGGAUAGGGCCUACACCUACACUGAAAGAAACUUCUCAAAAACGUCCUAAACUCACACCUAGAUUGAACAUGCUGAAGAGGAAGGUGCUGUUAGAUGAUACAACAGUCUUACAUGCUGACGUAAUAAGGCAGCAGUUAAUAAGUACUGACGACAUCAAGCGCAUGCGGAAGAAAGCACCUUGUACACGGCCUGAAAUUUUGAUGAUCGAGAGGUGUUCACUAGAAGAUGAAAUCUUUAAUGAGUUUAUAAUCACUGGUAUGCCAUCUGUGCUGAAUGAUUUGCACAAACGAAGAUUUCUUCCUGCAAUCAGCCAAAACAAUUCCUAUAAUGAACCGCCUAAAGAAUCUGAUCAUACCGAAGGCUUGGAAUUUGUUCAGGAAGCUCAGCAAAUAGAAACAACUGAGCAAAUUUUAGUUACACCAGAAUGUGGUGCUGGUGAAACAAGAGCUCCAUCAUGCCUGCCUUUAACAACUGAGGGGAUGAUAAUUCCUUCUAAAACUGAUGACAUUUCUUUUCCUGAUACCAGCAAUGCUGCUGUCAUUGCAGAAGGUAAUGUUGAUUACCCACUUUCCAUGCAUCAAUUAGUUGAUGAAACGGUCCAACCUAGAGAUGUUUCUUCUGCAAUGAAUGAGGAGGCACAGCACAUUUCCGAAAAUGCUUCUGCUGUAAGCUUAGAUUAUACCCAUGAUGAUUCAAAGGGAGGGAUUGUCGAUAACAAUGCACUUUCAAUUGUGAAUGAUCCUACUACGAAUGCAGAGGCUCAUGAGUCUGUUGAUGCAUCCAUAAUAGACAGAAGCACAAGGCCGCUGGAUACUGCAUCCCUAAAUGAACAAGAAGAUAUCAACGUUGUUUCCACAAGCACUUGUCCUCCUGAUACUGCAUCCCUAAAUGAACAAGAAGACAUCAGCAUGAUUGCCAAAGGUUUAAAUUCUGAGGUUCCGGUGACUGCAGUAGAUAAUGCAUUCCAUGAGUCUGAUCCUCAUUUGACAACCAAUUUAUCAACCAGUAUCUCACAAGGAAACACUUCUUCCCAAGAUGUUAAUCAAUAUGAGAAUGGAAGUGUUUUGAAUGCUAUAGUGGAGAAAGAAGGGCUGAAAUCCAUCCAUAGUGAGGGAAACCUUGCUGUUGGCGAAAGCUCCUCAGGAAGACUGGAAAUGGCUUCUUUAUCCCCUACUCGAGCAAAUAUUGAAAGUGAACAUCUUCCAUCAGCUGUGGGUGAAAACUCUAGUUUUCAGGAAUUUAAGUUAGAAGGUGGUCUGGUUGUUGAAAGCACACCCAUGGAUAUAGCUACUGCAAAAGAUUAUAGUGACUUCUGCAGCGCAAUUGAGGACAAUGACACAGAGUUUCUUAACGUAGACGAUGAGGCUGACUAUCAUGAAGAAGGAGAUGAUGUCGCGGAUCCUGAAGAUGCAUCACUUGAUAACAGUGGUUGGUCUUCAAGGACAAGAGGUGUUGCUCGCUACCUGAAAAAAGUGUUUGAUGAAGAAUCCGGGCACGGGAGGAAAUCCGUCGCUAUGGAUCUCCUUAUCGCACGCAAAAGUCGCAAAGAAGCCUCAAGAAUGUUCUUUGAAACUCUGGUUCUGAAAACAAAAGAUUAUAUACAUGUAGAACAAGAGAACUCUUCUGGGUUCAUCACCAUACUACCAAGACCAAAGCUUCUGAAGGCAGAGUUCUAAUCUAUAAUGGUGUGCCCUGGAAGCCAUGUUCAUGUAAAUUUAAGCUUUUCAUUACAUCCACAUGCUUACUCCACCCCUAUUUUAUAUAUAAAUAAUAUUUUUGUUGUUUACCCUUUUGCUUCUUGUGAGCUCCUAGUUGGGGUGGAACAUAGUUAGCUCAUUGUAUUAUUAGCACUCUAAUUAAAUAUUUGUGCCUGUGUAAUUUAAAUGAUCUCAUGGUUGUAGUUAAUACAAGAGCCUACAGAUUGCAGCUUGAAAA